This is a messenger RNA of Aedes aegypti (yellow fever mosquito), 584 nucleotides long. RefSeq names its product cuticle protein CP14.6. Gene Ontology annotation, cellular component: chitin-based extracellular matrix. The coding region runs from base 118 to 489 and encodes 123 amino acids. The transcript is spliced from 3 exons. NCBI's taxonomy places the organism in Eukaryota, Metazoa, Arthropoda, Insecta, Diptera, Culicidae. The record is from RefSeq and is a predicted model, not a curated record. Gene Ontology annotation, molecular function: structural constituent of chitin-based larval cuticle.
UUACCCAAUUCUUUCCAAAGCCAUCAGAGUGCCAUCAUCCUCCGUAUCAUCUAAGCAAAGUGAUCGCAAUCGAUCCGUGUGUGCCAUAGAAGUUUAGUGUCCUUAGUUCGGUAAAUUAUGAAGCUGUUUAUUGGAGCUGUUGCCCUUCUGGUGGCCCUUGCGCACGCUGCGCCCCAAACUCGCUCGGAUGCCGGAAGCCAGAUUCUGAGCCAAAACUCCGAUAUCCAACCCGACGGAAGCUUCAACUAUGCUUUUGAAACCGACAACGGAAUCAAGAUCGAAGAUCAGGGAACCAUCCGCCGAGUGAAAGUGCCCAAGACUGACCAGACCGGAAGAACUGUUGGCGAAGAGGAGAUCCCCGUUUCGGUUCAGACGGGAUCCUUCCAAUACACAGCUCCCGAUGGACAGGUUUACACGGUCAAAUACAUCGCUGAUGAGAACGGAUUCCAGCCACAGGGCGCCCAUCUUCCAGUGGCUCCGACUGUCUAAGCAAUCGAUACUUGCUUGUAUAGAGACCUGUAAAUUUUGUGUCUGUAAAUUAAUGUAAUUAUGUCUGUAAAUAAAUUCUGUUUCAACAACAUUAA